AUGACCUCAACGACCAAUUCAAGUAUCUGGCCUAAAGGACAGGAUGAUGAGGUGGUGAGACUCAUCAACCUGUACUUUAACUUGGUAGAUAGUAAGGAAGGGAAUGCAGGACAACGACUUGCAGACGAGGUUUUCGCAAAGAAGGGCAAGUGGUAUGCAUCGCUUGGAUUUUUCGAGGGUCACGAUAACAUUGCGACUUCCCGUGACAAAGCAUGGGACAAAGUCAACUCCCAAAGUCAUAAGCUACUCAAGGUUUUCUUGAACGACGCCGAGGGCUUGGAUUUCUUGCUUGUUGGUAUCGCCAAUGUCGAUUUCAAAGAGUCAGAGCCGGUCACAGUGGAAUUUCUUAUCCACACGGCAGUUGGCUAUGAACGUGGGCAUCCUAGGAUUCUAUUUUGGCAACCCGUGUUGUCAAAACCGAGUCCGGCGGAAAAACCAAUUCUCGCGACUAUUGAGUGGGAUAAAUCGUGA
Messenger RNA from Exophiala bonariae, 471 nucleotides. RefSeq lists its product as uncharacterized. The record is from RefSeq and is a predicted model, not a curated record. Bases 1 to 471 code for a protein of 156 amino acids. The transcript is spliced from 2 exons. NCBI's taxonomy places the organism in Eukaryota, Fungi, Ascomycota, Eurotiomycetes, Chaetothyriales, Herpotrichiellaceae.